AUGGCGAUGCCUUCGACGCAUGUUCGCCCGCUGUUCUUCCUCCAACACCAAUCUGCUGCCGGCUCUAAAGACAGUGGCCAGCUCAAUGCAGAGGCACGUGCUCACGUCGCACGCCAGGCUGCCCUCAAGGAGGCCAAGAAGCCAAAAACUCUGCAGUUCAUAACAUGUGGCCCGGGAACAAAGCCUCGCCGAAAUCCCUAUCGCCUCACUGGCGAGACCGACGACCCUGAGGGGGACAGGGAUAUUCGGCACUUGAGAGCCAGCCACCGGUGCAAAAUCCCGCUCAGUCCAAAAAAGGCCGCGAGCUUCGAUCCAUUUGACUCUCUUGCUGUUCCAGAACCGGCGAGAGAAGAGCAAUUUCUGCUUCACUAUGCCUUCAACAGGACGUUGCCGGCGUUUGGGGAGUCAGAAACUUACAAACGUGAUUUUGCUCACUCGUGGAUAACAAGAACCAUGGAAUCUCCCUUGGUUUUCUACGCCCAGAUACUUGGAUCUUCUACUCAUUACUCCAUUUCGUCGCCUGGUGCUGAUGGACAGAGCCGCAUCAUAAGAGGGUUGCAACGAAAGAUUCAAGCCAUUAAAGCUCUGAGAACCAAGAUAGAGCAGUACAAGCCAGGUUCUUCUGGAGUUGACCAGGGUCUCCUUCUCGCCAUCUUCAUUCUCGCGAUUCAUGGAAACUUUGACCUGACGGAUAGACCUGAGCCGCACCCCUUGUCUCCGAUGGCUACCUACCGCGACAUGAACAUCUAUGGUAGAAUGACAUUUGGUGAGGAGCAUAUCAAUGCACUCUAUUAUCUUGUAGAGCAAAACGGAGGAAUCUCAUGUGUCGACCCGCAUGCUUUUGGAUACGUGCUACCUCUGUUUGAUAUCGUCUACAGUGCCCGGGCGGGGUGUGUGCCCAGAUUUUCUUGUCCGCGCCAGCUAGAACCACUGCUCGGUGGCAAUUCAUGGAAGCCUGAUGCACAAGCCAGUAAAAUGCUCACAACAUAUGGUCAGCGUCUACGACUAAAUCCCGACGGGGUGAUACCCAUAUAUCUGGAUCAAAGCCUGGUCAAGGUCUUUCAGGUCAUGUCAGAAGUCACUGUUGGCCUCGAUCAUUACUGCCGUGGUGGAGAGGGGGCACCGGGUUCACUGGAUGUGCUGCUUAACAACUGCGACUGGGCAGCCCACACCACCCUAUCGUUAUCUCCCUACACAUCAAUGCCCACAGAAGGCGAAGAUGGAGAGUCAGGAAUCGAUGUGUCAUGUACGCUUCGCGAGAUUUGCCGGCUUUGUGCGCUCCUCCAUGUUGACAUGGUCCUACUUCCAACGCCACCUCACACAGGCAUCAAGCUACGCCACGCAAAGAGUAUUUUGCGCUUAUUGAAGCUGCUGGAUAAACAAGGGCCCAUCGAGGAUGUCCAAGUCUCAGAGAUCUUGACCUGGGCGACAGUCCUGGGUGCAAUUGCUACCAGAUUCACAGAGCUUGAGGGCCGCUAUCGCACCCGCGUUGAGAAGCUCGCGCAGAAAACAGCCUGGGACGUUGUCAAACCUUGUUUCGAACAGCACUUGUGGUUUGCCCCGGUAUAUGACGGUCCAGCCUGUGGUCUAUGGCGCGAGGCAGCGGAAAGGAUAAGCCAUGGUGAUGAGGAACUGACUCUUGGGGAUAAGGAAGAAAAAGGUUCUCCGUCAAGUGUUGAUUAA
Fusarium keratoplasticum is the source of this 1683-nucleotide messenger RNA. RefSeq lists its product as uncharacterized. The record is from RefSeq and is a predicted model, not a curated record. Bases 1 to 1683 code for a protein of 560 amino acids. NCBI's taxonomy places the organism in Eukaryota, Fungi, Ascomycota, Sordariomycetes, Hypocreales, Nectriaceae. The transcript has 3 exons.